AUGCUCAAGUACUACGUUGGCAGCACACAGAUAGAGGGUAUGCUUCCGUACAUACCGCAUCUUUUAGACACAGACCCUAGCCCCGCACUACAAGCGGCAAUCAAGGCCAUUGGGCUAGCAAGCAUGUCAAACGCACGCAUGUCGGCGGAGUUGAUGCGCGCUGCACGAAAAGAAUAUAGCACGGCUUUGCUAGCCACUAACAGCGCGCUACAAGAUCCGAUCCAAUUUAAAUCAGACUCCACUUUGGCUGCCGUGAUGCUACUUGGCAUGUACGAGGCCCUAGGUCACAUAUACUAUAAACAAUACGCACCGCCUUUCAUCGUCCAAUUAUCCAAAGAGGCGGCUGCCCACCACCACAGCGGAUUCGAAGAGAUUGAGAAUUUCUUCGACAUCUUAGUACAAGUCAGUAACCUCUCCGCAGAAAUCCGUGCGACCGCUAGCAAGAGUUCGUCGAUCGGCAACCCGGCACCUUUCAUUCAAAAGGCGUUCCAACUAGAUAUAGAUCUAGUAUCAUGGGCCACGUCCGUCAAUUCUGCCUCUCGAUACACCACCGUGAGUGCCCCCUCUACCAAAAAACACGACUAUGAGCACCGCUCGGUGUACGGCGAAAGCUAUCAUGUAUAUCCAAACGUUGGGAUCGCAUCUAUGUGGACCAAUUACCGCCUCACACGCAUCAUCAUCCACGAGAUUAUAGGCAGCAUCUACGCCAGACUACUAAAAUCGGGUGGUUUGCCAGAGGACCGCCUGAUGGCGUUGCGGAGUAUCGCGAUCAGUAGGCAAAUGGCGGAGGAUAUAUGCGCCAGCGUGCCUUAUCACUUCGACUCCGGGGAUGUGGCCGUAGGGAGCGUGUUCCGGCUUAUCUGGCCGCUGUUUGUUGCGUCAGAUUGUGUGGGCACAGUUCCCACUAUGAAGCGGUGGAUAGUGCAGACUCUCGAGAAGAUUGGACAUUCGACGGGCAUCCAGCAAGCCCUCACUAUGGCGCGGCUUGUGAGGGAAGAGACGGAAUUGGAAUGGCUGUCUCGGGAGUUGGAUAAAAUAAAUACGAAGAUGGAAUCCGUCUAG
Molecule: messenger RNA, 1062 nt
Organism: Penicillium lagena
Lineage: Eukaryota; Fungi; Ascomycota; Eurotiomycetes; Eurotiales; Aspergillaceae
Product: C6 zinc finger domain protein
Exons: 2
Coding region: 1-1062 (353 amino acids)
Source: RefSeq, a predicted model, not a curated record